This is a messenger RNA of Jatropha curcas, 1189 nucleotides long. NCBI's taxonomy places the organism in Eukaryota, Viridiplantae, Streptophyta, Magnoliopsida, Malpighiales, Euphorbiaceae. The record is from RefSeq and is a predicted model, not a curated record.
GGUUUAAACCUGGAUAUGCUCAGCCAGGAGAAGGUGUUGGCUAUUAUGGGACCGAUUUCAGGCUGUGGAAAGUCAACUCUUCUCGAUGCAUUGGCCGGGAGGUUAACCUCAAAUGUAAAACAGAGUGGGAAAAUCCUAGUCAAUGGUCGUCAGGAGACCCUUGCCUUUGGAACAUCGGCAUACGUGACUCAAGACGACACUCUAAUGUCAACGUUAACAGUAAAAGAGGCUGUAUAUUACUCAGCACAGCUUCAACUACCAAAUUCCAUGUCAAAAUGUGAAAAGAAGGAAAGGGCUGAAACGACAAUAAGAGAAAUGGGUUUACAAGACUCAGUUAACACUAGAAUUGGAGGUUGGAGCUCAAAAGGCCUUAGUGGUGGACAAAAGAGAAGAGUUAGCAUUUGCAUUGAAAUCUUGACUCGCCCGAAGCUUCUGUUUCUUGAUGAGCCAACGAGUGGACUUGAUAGUGCAGCCUCUUAUCAUGUCUCUUAUCAUGUCAUGAACCGUAUUGUAAAAAUUGCUAAGCAAGAUGGAAAGACCGUUAUUGCAUCGAUCCAUCAACCUAGUACUGAGGUUUUUGAGCUAUUUCAUAAUCUUUGCUUGCUGUCUUCUGGUAGGACAGUCUAUUUUGGUCCCGUUACAAUGGCAGAACAGUUUUUCUCCUCAAAUGGCUUCCCUUGCCCUACUCUCAGGAAUCCAUCAGAUCACUACCUUAGGACCAUAAACAAGGACUUCGAUGUGGACAUUGAACAAGGGCCUGGCGGUUGCAGAAGCACAGAGGAUGUUAUUAAUACGCUUAUCAAGUCAUAUAAAUCAUCAGAGAUUUACCAGGAUGUUCAACACCAAGUGGCUUAUAUAUCGAAAAAGAAUGGAGAAAUAUUGGGGAAGAAAGGAAGCCAAGCAAGCUUCAUUACACAAUGCGUUGUUCUUACGAAGAGGUCCUUCAUUAACAUGUAUCGUGACUUAGGCUAUUAUUGGCUUCGCCUUGCAAUCUAUAUUGCACUGUGUCUAUGUGUAGGGACAAUCUUCCAUGAUAUAGGCUUCACAUAUGGUUCAAUUCAGGCUAGAGGCUCAAUGCUUAUGUUCGUUGCUGCAUUCUUGACUUUCAUGGCAAUUGGUGGAUUCCCUUCUUUUGUCGAAGAUAUGAAGGUAAUUCUCAUUUCUCCACCUCAAAUUUAAAUCCUGGCUU